AUUCACACCAUUGUUGAAUCCUUCAAAAAAAACCGCAACAAUGUCAUCAUCAACCAAGCCACCGCACUACGCCACAAGCGGUUUGGUGAUAGGUUACGCUCUCUGUUCAAGCUUGUUAGCGAUAAUCAACAAAUACGCCAUCACUCAAUUCAACUACCCUGGUCUCUUAACCGCUUUACAGUACCUCACUUCAGCUCUCAGCGUUUACCUUUUCGGAAAAUUAGGGUUUCUUCAUCACGAUCCUUUCACCAUUCCGAUCGCCAAGAAAUUCUUCCCUGCCGCACUCGUUUUCUUCCUCGCUAUCUUCACCAACACGAAUCUACUCCGUCAGGCUAACGUUGAUACCUUCAUUGUUUUCAGAUCUCUUACCCCUCUUCUUGUUGCUCUCGCUGAUACCGCUUUUCGAGGUCAACCUUCGCCUUCUAACCUUACUUUUUUCUCGCUUGUUGUUAUUCUUGCUGGUGCCGUUGGUUAUGUUGCUACCGAUUCGGGUUUUACUCUUACCGCUUAUUCAUGGGCUUUUGCUUAUUUGGUUACGAUUACUACUGAGAUGGUUUAUAUCAAGCAUAUGGUUAUGAGUCUUGGGUUGAAUACUUGGGGUUUUGUUCUUUAUAACAAUGUCUUGUCUUUAAUGAUUGCUCCUUUCUUUUGGUUUCUAACUGGAGAGAAUUUUGAGGUUUCGAAUGCGAUUAAUUCGAGUACCGGGAGUUUGUUUGAGAUGAAUGCGUUUCUUGCGGUUUCUUUGUCUUGUGUGUUUGGUUUGCUUAUCAGUUUCUUUGGAUUUGCUGCGAGAAAAGCGGUUUCGGCUACUGCUUUUACGGUUACUGGGGUUGUGAAUAAGUUUCUCACGGUGGCUAUUAAUGUGACGAUUUGGGAUAAGCAUGCUAGUCCUGCUGGUCUGGUUUGUUUGCUUUUUACUAUAAUUGGGGGAGUUCUUUAUCAGCAAUCGGUUACUGGGAAUUGUUCAAUGCUAUCAGAGGAUUUUGAGGAGCAUGCUGCGAAAGUCAAGACUCUAAAAGAGAGUCCAUCAAAUGAAAACUUGCUUAUCCUUUAUGGAUUGUACAAGCAAGCCACUCUUGGACCUGUUACCACCGGAUUUGUGGCAUGGUCUUAUUUGCUCAUGGCUAGCUGCAAGAUCCUGGCUGGUAUAAUAAGUAUCUGUUGGCAGCUUUGCAAGGAUUUUGCUUGA
Molecule: messenger RNA, 1189 nt
Organism: Lathyrus oleraceus (garden pea)
Lineage: Eukaryota; Viridiplantae; Streptophyta; Magnoliopsida; Fabales; Fabaceae
Product: GDP-fucose transporter 1-like
Exons: 4
Coding region: 41-1189 (382 amino acids)
Molecular function (GO): fatty-acyl-CoA binding
Source: RefSeq, a predicted model, not a curated record